This is a messenger RNA of Acipenser ruthenus (sterlet), 3480 nucleotides long. Its product is annotated as rap1 GTPase-GDP dissociation stimulator 1-B-like. The transcript has 14 exons. The record is from RefSeq and is a predicted model, not a curated record. Gene Ontology annotation, cellular component: cytosol. NCBI's taxonomy places the organism in Eukaryota, Metazoa, Chordata, Actinopteri, Acipenseriformes, Acipenseridae. Gene Ontology annotation, biological process: positive regulation of GTPase activity. Gene Ontology annotation, molecular function: guanyl-nucleotide exchange factor activity; protein binding. Bases 467 to 2143 code for a protein of 558 amino acids.
AUUAUAGGGAGAGAGCAGUGAGGACACCCAGAGUGCCAGCCUGCCUCUGGUGAUGGCUGGAGUGCACCUGCCUCUGGCCACUCAGAUCAGAACUGCAAACUGAGAGAGAGAGAGAAAUACACAGAGAGAGGGAGGAAAGGAGAGUAAGAGAAACAGAUAGAGAAAUGAUUGUUUUUUUAUUUAUAGUAACUGGACUUCUAUUACUGUAUAUGAAAUAGCUUUGCCAAUACCGUGUUAGAUUUCAUGCCAAUAAAGCAGCAGUGAACUGAAGUGAAUUGAAUUGAGAGAGAGAGAGGGAGGUAUAGGGAGGGAGAACGUGAGAGAGAGAGAGGGAGGGAGAACGUGAGAGAGCGAGAGAGAGCGAGAGAGGGAGAGCGUGAGAGAGAGACACACAGAACGAGAGAGAGACUGCCCGCCCGCCCGCCUGCCUGCCUGCCUGCCUGCGGAUCACUGCAGAGCUGCUGUGAUGGACUCUCUGAGCGCUGCUCUGGAGCAGAUGAAGGUGAAUGGGGGGAUAGAGGAAGAGGAGGAGCUCCGAACACACCUCGACACCCUGCUGAGAGCACUGGAGGAGAACAGAGAGGGUGCUGCUGAGCGGAUUGUGGCGAGCAGUAUUCUCCCCUCGCUGGCUGCAAUCCUGCGCAAGGACACAUCCCUCACUGCCCAGGCCACACUGGUGACUGCGGAGCUGGCCAAAAACGCGGAGGUGCGGGAGCCCUGUAUUCAGGCUGGGUUCGUCUCGGCUCUGGUUCCCCUGCUGGAGACAUCGGACCAGGAACUGCUGCUCCACACGGGCCGGGCCAUCGGAAGAAUCUGCUUCGACAACAGCUCUCAGCAGGAGGCUCUGGUGCAGUGUGGGGUGAUUCCUCGACUGGUCGGGAUCAUGAAGCAGUUUCCUGAGAAUGACGUCCUGGUCAACGUGUGCCUGCUGGCACUCUGCAACCUGGCCGACCUCGACUCUGCGAGGGAAGCCCUUAUCGAGAUGCACGUAGCUGAGGUGCUGACUGUGCAGCUACGCCGUGCUCCCAAUGCAGAGAGAAGACACAUCAUACUGGAAGUGCUGGGAGCACUGGGAGAGAGCGACUCUCUGAAGCUGCAAUUUGUAGACUCGGAGGUCCCGGAGGCUCUCUCAGAGAUGAUUAGGGGGCUGCAGGCCGGCACAGACCCCCCCGACCUCUGUAGCGUCAAGAUCGCAUCCAGCCUCAUCGUGUCCUUGCUGCUGGGGGACGAGGCGAUGCAGAAGUGUUUUGGGAAUGGCUCGGCCACAGUGUAUCAGGACAUCCUGUCCUGGCUGCAGUCCCCCAACACCCAACUGCAGCUCUCCGGGGCGCUCGCUAUCGCCAACUUCGCCAGGAACGAUGGUAACUGUAUCCAGAUGGUUGACUCGGGGGUUGUCUCUCAGAUUCUGGACCUGCUGGAGCGCCAUGUGGACGAUGGGGACGUGUCUGUCCAACAUGCUGCACUGAGUGCACUCAGAAACCUGGCCAUCCCUGCGGUCAAUAAGGUGCGGAUGCUGCAGGACGGGGUCUCAGAGAGGAUUCGGAAGCUGCUGCGCUCUGACAUGCCCCCGGUCCAGUUCAAACUGCUGGGGACGCUGCGUAUGAUGGUGGACGGACAAGAGGAGGCGGCGUCAGUGCUGGGGCAGGAUGAAGCUCUCCUCUCCAGGGUGAUGCAGUGGUGUGAUGCCCGGGAUCAUGCCGGGGUGCGUGGAGAGGCCAACAGACUGCUGGCAGCCCUGAUCAGACACAGCCGGGCACCUGAAGUGGUUAAGGCAGUGACCCGGGCAGAGGGGGUGCAGCACCUCAUCUCCAUGGCGAUGAACGAGCAUGUGAUCAUGCAGAACGAAGCGCUGGUGGCACUGGCCAUCGCCUCCACCAUCGACAUCGACGCGGUGGAGGAGCCCUUCAUGUCAGCCGGUCUGCUCUCCACGCUGCAGCAAAUGCUGGAGGACCCUGUGGCUGCGGUGGAGGUGAAGUUCAGUACAGUGGGGCUGGUGUGCAGCCUGGCCAACUCAGUGGAGUUGAGGUCUCAGAUGGAGGCUCUGGCUCUGAGGGAGACUCUGGGGAAGCUGAGUAACCACGGCAACACCAAGCUGGCAUCACAGGCUGACACAGCUCUGACCAUCCUCGCUGAGACCAGCUGAACAGAACCAGUGACCCAGUACCCUGCCAGCAGACCCAGCCCACCCCUGUACCCCUCUAGCAGAACCAGCCCACCCCUGUACCCCUCCAGCAGAACCAGCCCAACCCAGUAUCCCUCCAGCAGAACCAGCCCAAUCCAGUAUCCCCCCAGCAGAACCAGCCCAACCUAGUACCCCCCCCCCCCCCAGCAAGAACAGAACCAGCAACCCAACUCAUAAGGACACCUGCUACCCAAAACAGAACCUUCCAGGAGAUCUCACAAUCCCUGACCUAUUACCCCACCAGCAGAACCACAGUGCUGAGCACUGGAGUAGAACCGGAUCAACACGGGCCCGAGAAUCACUGAGAUCCAACACUGGAAACUGACCCAACAGCGUCUGGAACAGAACCCUAGAGAGGAGUAUUCUAAUCAAGCCUGACCCAGUACCUACAGAACCACUGACCCGACUCUCACACACACACACUCCACCAGCAGCCUGUUCCACAGAGGAAUCCCACACAGCAGGACGAGGCAAUUGGACUUUUAGAACACUUUAUUACAAAGAUGAUGACAUCAUACACAGUUUAUACUUUUUAGAUGGGUACAUUCCCUUUAAUGCGAAAAUAUCAAAGACUUUUACAUAAAUAAAAAAUCUACCAAAUAAGAAUUAUUAAAAAAUGGUGACAUGUUCCUGAGAGGGUUGGUCUGUGCUGGUGCUACAUCACAGAAAGAAUCAGACAGCAUCAACCCCAGAAUCGGAGCAUGUUUCUUCACCGGCUCCUAAUGCACCUCCAAGAGGAUUACAUCCCGCUUCAAGCACACGUGCAUUUUCAGAGGCAAUACAAUGAACAGUAAUAAAAGCUGCAGAUCAUUUACAAUAGUGCAAGCAUAUCUGUACACUGCUAAAGAAAUGUUCUCAGACCAACAAGACCAAGAGAAUUGAAGCUAUCAUUUUUGGUUUUGUUAAUGUACAAAAAAAAAUAAAAAAUAACCCCAAUUCUUCUUGGUCUAAAACACAAGUGUUCAGGUUCCUGAAGUAGUUUGCUAGCUGUAGGACGAUUAGUUAGCAGAAGAAGCAUCAAACAAAAUUGGCUUGGAUUUGAAGUGCAAAACUUUCUUCCAUUUAUUUAAAUAGAUUUUAAAGUAAUAAGACUGACAAAGAAGCAACUGCAGCGAUGUUUGUUCUUGUUAAGGGCAGGGGUCUAUACGAUAGGAAUUCUGCCUUUAAAUGAUGGCCCGAAAUCAGAUAUUUACUAUGGGAGUUGCUUCCCCUUUAAUUCCCAUGGGUAUAUAUCUGCAGACAUGAACUUGUCUGUUGUCACAGUCUAAUUUGUUCCUGCAUACUGAAUGCUACGCAGG